UAAACAGGAAGCAGUGAGUCAGCACCCACAGCACCUGUAGCCACGUAUUCAUAUUAAAACUAAGUAAGAUAAUCCACUAAACGAGACUUUUAUUAAUACAGAUGGGAAUUUGUGAUGGAUUUGUUGAUCUACCUGGAGCUGUAAGUUCUGAAUGUAAGCAACUACAAGCGGCUUUGUGAAAGUGAAAGUAAGUUGGUUUUGGGAGCCAAGCAGAAAGGAAGAACAACCAGAGGGAUCAACACAAUGGCUUCUAAUGCGCUACAGUCUGAAGAGGACUGCACUUGCCCCGUGUGCUGUGACAUAUUUAAGGAUCCUGUUAUUUUGUUGUGCGGUCACAGUUUCUGUAAGGUCUGUCUUCAGGAGUGGUGGAGACAGAGUAGACAAAAGACCUGUCCGGUCUGCAAGGAACUAUUUCCAAUGCCUCAGCCUCCACGAAACCUGGCACUGAGAAACCUGUCUGACAUCUUGAGACGAGAGAAGGCUCAGAGAGCUGCAUCAGGAUCCAAGGACUUUUGCAGUCUGCACAGUGAGAAGCUCAAACUCUUCUGCCGGGUUGACCAGCAAUUCAUCUGUGUGAUUUGUAGAGAUGCAAAAAAACACAAGAAACACGACUGCGUCCCAAUCAAUGAAGCAGCAAAAGGCUAUAGAAAUCAACUCAAAGUGAACCUGAUGACCUUAAAGACCAAACUGGGGUUAUUUCAAAAGGCAAAACUAAAGUGUGACAAAAUGGCCAGCCACAUCAAGCUCCAGGCUCAGCAGACAGAAAAGGCAAUCAGAGAGCAGUUUCAGAAGCUUUACCAGUUCCUGCGAGCGGAGGAAGCCCGUAGGACAGAUGCAGUAAGGAAAGAGGAAAUACACAAGAGUGAGGCAAUGAAGAUGAGGAUAAUGAAUUUGAGCGCAGAGAUCUCCUCACUCGCAGACAAAAUCAAAACCAUAGAGGAGGAGAUGAAAGCUGAGGACAUCGCAUUUAUCCAGAACAUCAAAACCACUAUAGAACGAUCCCAGUGCCAGCUUCCAGAACCAGUGAGUCCAUCAGGGGCCCUGAUAGAUGAGGCCAAACAUUGUGGGAACCUACUGUAUUCAGUCUGGAAGAAGAUGAAGGAUUUAAUACAGUACACUCCUGUAACCCUGGACCCCAACACUGCCGGCUGCUGUUUAACUGUAUCACAACAGCUGACUUCUUCAACAAACAGUGACAAGUGGCAGCCAUUUCCUGAGAACCCAGAAAGGUUGUUGCAUUCAGAUGUUCUUGGUCACAAAGGCUUUAACUCUGGGAAACACAGGUGGGAUGUGGAGGUGGAUGGUUAUUGGGCCGUUGGAUUAGCUGCUCAAAGCAAUGAUAGGGUCUGGGGCAUCUGCAAGUGUGUGUGCACUGAUGUUCUGCGUGAGCUUACUCCAGUGAGCGACUCAGAAAUGGUAUCUGAAGAUGUACCACAGAAGGUCAGAGUGCAGCUGGAUUACGACCAAGGAACACUGUCCUUUUUUGACCUUGACCAGAAAGUGCACAUAUACACAAUCAAAUGGCGUUUCACAGAAACAGUUUAUCCAUAUUUUCGGGAAAAUAUAAAAAUUCUUCCAGCUGAGUUAUCAGUGCAGGUAAAACAGCCCAGAUAGAUCUUAUGCAAAGUGAAAAGGCCAAAUAAUAUAAGGCUCUGAAACUGAGAUUGUUUCUCUGUUGAUUAAAACAUUAAAACAUAACCAAUUUUUCCAUAUCACAUCCUGGAUAAUAUUAUUGUUAUCAUUGAUUUGAUUUGAUUGAUUGAUUUUUUAAAAAAAAAAAUUAAUGAGAGCCAGGAGAAUCAUGCUGAUGUUGACUAUGAUAAUUGUCAUAAGAAUCUAUAAAAAAGUCUGGGUAAAGGUUGGACUAAAUACUUGUAACCUUGCUUGAUGUCCGUUGAACGUCACUUAGUUGUCUAUUUCACGGCAACGCUGAUUUCGAAGGGUGACUUUUGGGCUUAAGAUGUGGGGUUGAUGGGGUAAGAUGGGGUUUGAAAGUAGUGGACACUUGGGAUGCAUGCAGUGUCUGGUGAAAGACUUAUAUAUGAACGAUGAAAAAAGGUAAUGUGUCUCGCUUUACCCGCUGUGCAGUGAAGAAGAAAAGAAUUAUGUAAUAAUAAUCUUGAUGCAUAAAUAAAAAAUAAACCCAUCCGU
Molecule: messenger RNA, 2151 nt
Organism: Mugil cephalus (flathead mullet)
Lineage: Eukaryota; Metazoa; Chordata; Actinopteri; Mugiliformes; Mugilidae
Product: E3 ubiquitin-protein ligase TRIM35-like
Exons: 6
Coding region: 244-1614 (456 amino acids)
Molecular function (GO): zinc ion binding
Source: RefSeq, a predicted model, not a curated record